Quercus robur (English oak) is the source of this 2705-nucleotide messenger RNA. Its product is annotated as MDIS1-interacting receptor like kinase 2-like. The coding region runs from base 18 to 2549 and encodes 843 amino acids. Lineage: Eukaryota; Viridiplantae; Streptophyta; Magnoliopsida; Fagales; Fagaceae. Gene Ontology annotation, molecular function: protein binding; protein kinase activity; ATP binding. Gene Ontology annotation, biological process: protein phosphorylation. The record is from RefSeq and is a predicted model, not a curated record. The transcript is spliced from 2 exons.
UGGCACCCUCAGUUUCCAUGUCCGUUCUGGUAGUAGCAUGGGUCCUUUGCAUCUUCAUGCAUUAUAGAAAUAUGGUUAUUGGAGCUGGCUUUGUGGCAGCAUCUAAUUCAUCAGCGCUGGAUCUAGAAGCGAAGGCUUUGAUAGAGAGUGGGUGGUGGAGUGGCUACUCCAAUGAUACCUCAAUUCAUUGCAGGUGGAGUGGAAUUACAUGCAAUGAUAGAGGAAGCGUCAUAGAGAUUAACAUGGGCGGAUACUAUCUGGGAGAUAAGUUUCGAAAAUUCAACUUCUCAUCCUUCCCAAAUUUAGAAGCUCUUUAUCUUUAUGAUGCUGGACUUCGAGGGAGCAUCCCACCAGAGAUUGGUACUCUUUCUAAACUCACCCACCUUCUGCUAUACUCUAAUAAUCUUACAGGUAAUUUCCCUCUUUCACUUACGAACCUCACUCGAUUAGAGGUGUUUUCCAUUUACAAUAAUCAAAUCAGAGGUUCCAUCCCCAAUGAAUUGGGAGAUUUAAAAAAUCUUGUUCAAUUAGAUCUGGGACUUAACAAACUCACAGGACCAAUUCCUUCAACUCUGGACAUUUUUACCAAUCUUCACAAUUUGAAAUUUUUGUUGCUUGAUUCGAAUCAAUUCAACGGCUCCAUCCCCCCAAAAAUAGGCAACAUGAAAAGUUUGACAGUCUUGUACCUCAGAAAUAAUAGCAUUGUUGGUGAAAUUCCUUCCACUAUUGGUUGUUUAACUAGUUUGUCAACUUUUUCUCUUGAUUCGAACCAAAUCAAUGGCUCCAUUCCCAUGGAAAUAGGCAACAUGAAAAGUUUGACAUUCUUGUCCCUCAGUAAUAAUAGAAUUGUUGGUGAGAUCCCUUCCACUAUUGGUCAUUUAACUAGUUUAUCAAGUUUUUUUCUUGAGUCAAACCAAAUCAAUGGCCCCAUUCCCGUAGAAAUAGGCAACAUGAAGAGUUUAAGAAACUUGAACCUCAGCAAUAACAGUCUUUCAGGUGAAAUCCCUUCCACUAUAAGUCAUUUAAAUGAUUUAUCAAUUUUGUCACUUAGUUGGAAUCAAAUCAACGGUCUCAUCCCUUCCAUUAUAGGUCAUUUACCUAAUUUGACCGUUUUGUCCCUUAGUUGGAAUCAAAUCAGUGGUUCUAUCCCUGUAGAAUUAUCUAACUGCUCUUCACUGGCCAACUUGUCUUUAAGCCACAACUACUUAAAUGGAAGCAUUCCCUCUCAAUUCAGUCAACUUUUUUCUUUACGUUCGAUUGACCUCAGCUACAAUAAACUCACAGGAAAUAUUCCUCAUUAUCUUGUUAACUUAGAAUUCAACCUGUCAUACAAUUCUUUGAAUGGUCAAAUCUCAAAUAUUUUCCAAAAUCAUAGUUUUGACACAUUUAUUGGCAAUAAGGAUCUAUGUGGUGACUUCAAAGGUUUCUCUCCUUGCCUUCCAUCUUCCCAAAACAUGAGCAAAAUAAAAAUAUUAGUUACCAUUACAACUUUCAUUGCACUUUCACUUCUUGGGUAUUUUUUCUAUCGAUGUUGGGUUGGGAAAACACAAUCCAAUCCAAGCCAAACAAAAAAUGGGGACUUGUUCUCAAUUUGGAAUUUUGAUGGAAAAAUUGCAUAUGAAGAUAUCAUUGAAGCAACAAAUGACUUUGACAUUAGAUAUUGUAUUGGAACUGGUGGUUAUGGUAGUGUUUACAAAGCACAAUUGCCUAGCGGUAAAGUGGUUGCCUUGAAAAAACUUCAUCACUUAGAGGCUGAGGACCCAACUUUUGACAAGAGUUUUAAGAAUGAGGUCAAAAUGUUAACAGAAAUUCGGCAUAAAAACAUUGUGAAACUUCAUGGCUAUUGUUUGCAUAAACGAUGCAUGUUUUUGGUUUAUCAAUACAUGGAAAGGGGAAGCCUAUUUUGUAUCCUAAGCAAUGACGUUGAAGCAAUAGAAUUGGAUUGGAAUAAGAGGAUGAACAUCAUCAAAGCCAUAGCACAUGCCUUAUCUUACAUGCAUCAUGAAUGCAUCCCAGUAAUUAUUCAUCGAGAUAUUUCAAGCAACAAUAUUCUAUUGAACUCUAAGUUGGAGGCUUUUCUCUCUGAUUUUGGCACGGCUAGACUUCUUGAUCCAAAUUCCUCCAACCAAACUCUAGUUGUUGGGACCUACGGUUAUAUUGCCCCAGAAUUGGCAUAUACUAUGGUGGUGACUGAAAAAUGUGAUGUUUACAGCUUUGGAAUGGUAGCACUAGAAAUAUUAAUGGGAAGACACCCAGGAGAUCUCUUGACUUCAUUAUCAACAUUAUCUUCUCAAAAAUUAAUGUUAACAGAAAUAUUAGACCAACGUUUGCCACCUCCAAAUCGUUCAGUUGCACAAGAUAUAUUCUUUGCUACUUCUAUAGCCUUUGCAUGCUUAAGCACCAAACCAAAGUCUCGGCCUACAAUGAAAUGGGUGUCCCAAGAAUGUCUUUCAGGUAAGAAACCACUGGCCAACCCUUUGCAUGCAAUUUCGCUAUGGCAGUUAAAGAAUCAAGAAACUUAUAUGAUGGGAGAGAGUGAAACUCAAUAAUGUUGUUAGGUUGUGUGUCAUAUGGUUUGAUGAACUUAUAAGAAAAUAAAAUGUUGUAUUCAAAGGUUUAUCUAUUUUUCUCUAAGAAACGAAAGUGGUAGAAAAAUCAUGUAACCCUUCAAGGUUUAUCUAUUUUUUGUUAUGAUUUGUGACCUG